Messenger RNA from Fusarium vanettenii 77-13-4, 1217 nucleotides. RefSeq lists its product as uncharacterized. The record is from RefSeq and is a predicted model, not a curated record. Gene Ontology annotation, biological process: chromatin remodeling. Gene Ontology annotation, cellular component: Ino80 complex. Bases 1 to 837 code for a protein of 278 amino acids. NCBI's taxonomy places the organism in Eukaryota, Fungi, Ascomycota, Sordariomycetes, Hypocreales, Nectriaceae. The transcript is spliced from 2 exons.
AUGGCUCCUCAAGCCAAGUCCGCCGACGCGCGACGCAAGUCCAGUGCAAAGCCCACGCUGCUCGUCACUGUCAAGGUGUCGCCUGACAAGCUUCGAGAACUCGUCGAUUCCAAGCCCGUCAAGGAAGACUCUCCCGUCAAGUCUGAAAAGGAAACCAUCAACUCGCCCGCUGCCGACACCGUUUCUGCCACCGGCUCGCAACCUCCUGCCAGCAACUCGAACGGCGACAAUGCUUCAGACUCGAAUGCUGCUACACCCGCUGCCGAUGCGACUCCCGCCGAUGGAACACCAGCUCCUUCAGCCAUGGGCCCUCCCGUUGAGGGACCCAAGAAGAAGGGUGUCAAACGAUCAGCUGCCAAUGCCAACGGAAUAGAUGGCGUUCCCAAGCCACGAGGAAAGCCAGGUCCCAAGAAGAAGCCUCGUUUGGAGGAUGGGACAAUCGAUCACUCAAGCUCGGCCAAUCGACCGGCUGGAGGUCACAAGCUGGGCCCCAAGGCGAACCAAGGUGCUAUCAAUGCCGGUCUUCGCGCCCUCGACCGGUCUGGCAAGCCGUGUCGCAAGUGGAACAAGGGCGGCUUCACGCUCAAGAGCUUUACUGGUGUCGUCUGGGAAAUCCCACGCUGGACGGCACCCCCAAAGAAGGGUCCCGAGUCCAGCACUGAGGAUUCUGCUACCGUCUCAGCUGAGGGUAGUAGCAAGGAGAACAAGGUCAACGGUCAAGAGGGCAACAGCGCCAGCGCCAGCGCCAGCAACAGUGGUGUCGACGUCGAGAUGCGCAGUGCAUCCAGCCUCCACGGCGCAUCACCAGCACCAGUGCCUAUUGCCGCGGCCUCAUAGACAUAGGGCUGUCACGUUAUUGACGUGCUCAUUCUGCCCUUUCACAGAGGCUAUUUUAUUAUUCGACAUGUCACAGCGGAGUUUCAGGUUGACACAGGCCGACAUUUGUCGACCAGAGAUAAGUCCCUUUCGGUAGACUGGGCACAGAGAAGGGUUCAAACUUGAUUAUUUAAUUCAUCAGGGAUUGCGACGCUGGUGUCGCCGGCGUUACAGGAACAGCGAAGAUGGAACGCUAUGGAAAAGGGUUGGCGACUGGGAUGUAUCAUGUUUUGAAAGCACACAAAGUGCCUUGUUGUAACAUAACGGACGAUUCUGGCGAGAAAUAUUAGACAGUGGAUGGUAUUCCCAGGCAAAUUGCAUCAGUUCAUCAUUUUCUUGAG